AUGGCUACUAGCACUAAGCUUGUAGCUCUUGGCUUUGUUGUUCUCGUGAGCAUUGGGUUCACCAAUGCUUCGAGGAUGCUCGCUAGCUCUUCCAGUUCUGGAGGUGGAAGCGGGGGAGGCGGAGGUGGCUCGUCGAAUGGGACUGGGAGUGGAUGGGGCCAUGGGGCCGGAGGAGGCGGCUCGUCGAAUGGGACUGGGAGUGGAUGGGGCCAUGGGGCCGGAGGAGGUGGUGGCUUGGGAUAUGGCGAGAGUGGUGGAGAUGCCAAUAACAAGUAUAACUUUGCCAAGGGAGCUGGUGGAGGAGGGGGGAAUGGUGCUGGCGGUGGUUCUCAAGGCGGAUCCGGAUCUGGUUCCGGCUCUGGCGGUGGCAACGGUGUUGGUUCGAGUGGCUCGGCGUCAGCCCCUAGUGGCAGUGGGUACGCCAAUGCUGAUGGUCAGGGUGGGGGUGGGGGUGCAGGUGGCGGUGCAAAUGGGUCAAGCGGAUCUGGAGUUGGAAGUGGUGCUGGCAAAGGAGAAGCUGAGAGUGGAAUAGCAACUACCCCGGCUGUAGCUCCUUCUGCUGGUGGUGUCAGCUACUCUGAUGCUGGAGGUGCUGGCACUGGCGGUGGUGGUGGCGACGGUGGAAGUGGAGGUGGUAAUGGCGCUGGAGCUGGACAGGCUGCCAGCGAUGACACUUCUGGAGGCAAUGCCAGCGGAGGAGGUAGCGGCAACGGUGGUGGCCAAGGUGGAGGCGUAGCUCAAGGUCCAAGUAUGGGAGUUGGUUCUGGCUCUGGCAUUGGAGGCGGACAGACAGGUAGCACUGGCUCCUAUGGUCAAGGCUAUGCCACUGGAACCGGUGCUGGAACAGGUGGCGGUGGCGGCGGCAGCAACAAUGGUGGGUCCGGCGGCGGUGGAGGUAGCGGAUCCGGAUCUGGCAGUGGCGGAUACCCCUAA
Messenger RNA from Triticum turgidum subsp. durum (durum wheat), 933 nucleotides. The record is from the annotation of a GenBank genome assembly. NCBI's taxonomy places the organism in Eukaryota, Viridiplantae, Streptophyta, Magnoliopsida, Poales, Poaceae.